CCUUCGCAACGACGGCUCCGGGGCGUGCGAAGGGCCGCGGCAGGACGUUCUUAAGAUGACCGUCACACAUCCCUCGGGGCCAGGACCCGGCCAGGUCCUCUGGCCAGGUCCUGAGCGCGAAGUGUGACUCGACGCCCUCCCGCCCCGCCGCCCGCACGCACGCCGCCGCGAAGCGACUCCCCUUGGAACCUUUUUGAGCUGAAGAAAACCCCCAAACGCUGCCACGAUGCAGGCCGCCGGCCUCCUCAAGGAGAAGGCCACCCAUGAAACUGGCAACAAUAGCAACCGGGUCAAAACCCACCGGCCGAUGGCCAAGCCCGUCCUGGUGGCCACCAUCACGCAGGACGACUCCAACAUGGCCACCAUCAUCAAGGAGGCGAAGGACGGCAUGAGCUGGAUCACGGAGAACGUCAAGUUACCGAACGGGAAGAACGCCUGGGGUGGCAAAGCCGGAGACAAGAAGAAAGCAGCAGAGAACCAUCGGCGAUGGAUAAACAGAAACAAGGUCGGGGACACCGCGGGUGGAAAUCUGGAGAAGAACGCGGAUGGGAGAUACCGCCAGACAGGGGUCGUCAACAUCGUCCUUUACGUCGGCCUUGGACUUAUAGCUCUCGGCCUCAUCAUCACCUUCGUCGGCCUGGGAGAGCACGGCUUCAAGUCCCCGGAGCUUCGCCUGAUAGGUCCGAGUCUCAUAGGGUGUGGCUUCCUCUUCGCCCUCCUUAGACUUUUCUUCUGCUCUGCCCCCGCCUGCUGCACCUCCUGCAGGAAAGCUAAGCCGCUCGACGAGAAGUCUUUGCUCUCGCCAUCGAGGGAGACUCUGGCUGACGACUCCGUCGCGGACCCUCCUCAGCCGCAGCAGAACCAGCAGCCGCAGAAGGUACAGACGCAGCAGCCGCAGAGCCGCCGCCGACAUGACGAGGCCGCCGCAGCCGACGAGGACGACGCCAACGACGACGGAGUGCGCCAGUCGGCCCGCCGCAUGCCGACCAAAUCGGCGCUGCAGUCGUCGAUUCCCAACUACAUCGAGGACGAGUGCGAGGACGACGAGACCCUGGGCCUCAGCGUGGAGUACAUGGACGAGACCAGCUCGGUGCAGAAGGCGCCGCCGGACUCCCUGAGCGGCACGCGGCCCACGUCAGCCACCAGCCGCCUGUCCACGGCGUCGAAGGUCCCGCGCCUGCCCGAGAUCCACGCCGGCCGACGGAACAGCGAGCUCGUGUUGAACCCCGCGACGCUGGAGCCGACGGGAGAGUGAUCCGUCGACGAUCCGCCACCCCGAGGAACCUAGCGACAGCCGGGCUCGACCAGAAGUCUUUGUGAUAUUUUCCCUCAGUGAGUGACGAAAGCGGAAGUUCGGAAAACGGAAAAAAAUGAGGAAAAUAGAAGGAGCCUGUCAUCGGCAACUCGGUCUCGGCACAUUAAAGGUGUUGCGAAGUUGACCCGAGAGGGAGAGAGAGAAAGAAUGAAAGCGAAAGUGAAAACAAAGAAAUAUGUGGUGUUGUUGCUGCUGGGAAAGGGGGCACUGAGAAUGAGCCGACGAGCGGGUAUAUGCUGUGAUAAACUGACAAGUAUGAUGGACACACCCGCACUUCUGUUGGUUUGUGGGGCUCUCUGCGGGUGUUGCAGAUUCCUCCCCACACCCCUCCUCUCUCUCUCUCUCUCUCUCUUUCUCUCUCACUCUCACUCUUGGUGGGAAAAAAGGACCUAAACCAAAAGUGGACCCAGUUUCAGUAUCUAUCUAGAAAGGAAAAAUGAUAUAUAUACAUAUAUUACUGUGAUUGACUCAUUCAAAACCGUUAUUACUUGUGGUUUAACCUUUAGUUUAGUGUGCAUUACGACGAAAGUCAUUCUUUGGCAUCUAUACCCGGCUUGGACCCCGAGGGCAGACCCGGCUUCAACGGCUUCAGGCCCUCAAGGUCACAUGAGCCGAUAGAUCUGAAGGUCACUGAAGAUGAGAGAGGAAACAGAUCUCUUAGCAUUUUUACUAGUGCAGUGUAAUGAGUAUUUUGAUAUUGAGAUAUCAGUUUAGAGUUGAAUCAUUAGUUUUUUUUGUAUUCGAGAAUCAAGAUAAAGAUAUGAGUGUUCACAGAGUCGCACAUAAAAAAGAACUCACUUUUGUUGUCAGUAUUCCAGUCAUUACAAAAUUUAGCGAAAUUCACUCCAUAAGAAGUGCCUUCAUUGGCCUCUAAUAUGAUAACCUUGUAUACCUUUUUCUCAGUCGUGAUAAAUGCAAUUUGCAAACCACAAACCCAUGGCUGCAAAGUUUAUUUUUAUUGUUGGUUGUUACAGUAUUAUUAUGAUUAUUUCCGUAACGCAGCCAAAUAAUAUCACUCAACUGUUCAACUUCAGAUGACAUGUUUACUGAAUUUUGAAGAAUAAUCUGAAGCACUACGAGUGGUCAUGAUCCUUUGUCUAUGGGAAGUCACGAAGUUUUUCUUAUAU
Penaeus monodon (black tiger shrimp) is the source of this 2442-nucleotide messenger RNA. RefSeq lists its product as uncharacterized. Lineage: Eukaryota; Metazoa; Arthropoda; Malacostraca; Decapoda; Penaeidae. The transcript has 6 exons. The record is from RefSeq and is a predicted model, not a curated record. Bases 227 to 1255 code for a protein of 342 amino acids.